AUGGCUUCACCGGAAGGAGACAGCAAUACUGGAGCGACGGCUUCCGAGUCUCAACCACAAGGCGACGGUCAGCGCAACAGAGGACGAGGCCGAGGAAAGGGUAAUCAGAACCGACGAGGCGGCCAACGGCGUGGCCGUGGUGGUAACAACGCCAGCGUGCCCAAUGUUCCCGCAAACCCGGCUGCUCAAGAUGUCGCAGCUGCAGCUUCCAGAGCUCACGCCAUGGCUGCAGGCAAAGCCGCUGAAGCCGCCGAGGAUGAUGAGGUGUGCUUUAUCUGCGCGAACCCAGUCGCUCACCACUCUAUCGCGCCUUGUAACCAUACAACAUGCCAUAUUUGCGGUUUACGCAUGAGAGCACUUUAUAAGACAAAGGACUGCGCUCACUGCCGUACCCCAGCUGCCUAUGUCAUCUUUACCGACGACCCCGAGAAACGUUUCGAGGAUUACUCAGAAAAGGAUAUCACAACCACCGACAGCAACAUCGGAAUCAAGUACACAAAAGAGGAUAUUGUGGGCGAUACAGUUCUCCUCCUGCGAUAUAACUGCCCCGACGCAUCGUGCGAUUUCGCUGGCCUCGGCUGGCCUGACUUGCACCGCCAUGUCAAGUCCGCUCACCGCAAGCGCAUGUGCGAUCUAUGCACUCGUAACAAGAGGGUAUUCACACAUGAGCAUGAGCUAUUUGCGGAUAAGGAACUGGAGAAGCACAUGCGUCAUGGAGACGAUAAGCCCGGCGCGGCUGACCAAACAGGCUUCAAGGGUCACCCUCUAUGUGGGUUCUGUGGAGAGCGGUUUUACGACGACGACAAGCUGCGAGACUCACGACACCCCCAUUACUACCUCGACUACAAUGCACUCGAAGAGCAUUUCAAGAAGGAUCAUUACCUCUGCAGUGACCGAGAAUGUUUGGAGAAGAAGUUUGUAGUCUUUGAGUCGGAACUGGACUUACAGGCUCACCAAUUGAGUGAUCAUGGUGGCAAGGCAACAGGCAGAGACGCACGAGUAGUCAACAUCUCAGGAUUCGACAUUCGGACGCCAUAUCAGCAGGAGAGAGGCGGAGGCGGUAGUGGGAGAGAAGAAGGACGACGGGGAGGCAGAGAUGGGCGAAGAGGAGGAAACAGAGGCCGCGACCCUAAUAUGGAACCGGUUCCUGCGAGCUCCGCCCAGCCAUUGCGACGAGAUGAGAUUGCCUUCCAGCGACAAAUGGCCAUCCAUUCUGCGCAAUCUGUGUCCAAUCGCACAUUCGGCGGUGCACUCUCUGCGCCUUCACCCACACCCGCUCAAGCCUCGUCACAAUCUCGUGGUGGAAGCUCAUCAAACACUCCUCGGGCCAGUCAGGCAAACCUUGCUAAUCCCAUCGAAUCUGCUACUGUUCCGGAUCCUGCCAACCUCAGCCCCGAGGAGCGUGCCAGACUUGUUCGCCACGGUGCUGUAGUCGAACGAGCAUCAAACCUUCUCGGCAACGAUGCGCAGCGCAUGGCAACAUUCCGAAACCACAUCUCUACAUAUCGCCAAGGCGGACUUACUGCACCUCAACUUAUCGAUGCUUUCUUCACUCUCUUCGCCGAUACUUCCUCAAACGCUCUGGGUACAAUGGUCCGAGAGGUUGCGGAUCUCUAUGAGGACAAGAACAAGGCCGAUGCUCUUCGAAAAGCCUGGCAGGACUGGCGUGCCAUCAACGAAGACUACCCCAGUCUGCCUGGACUAAGUGGUAUGCAUGGCGCAACCUCGAGUUCAAGUGGUUGGGCCAAUGCAGCAUCUGCCAACCCAGCAGUUCCUAAUGCAACGGCGACACAAAAGUACUCAAACCGUGUCUUGAAGCUCAAGAACAGCACAAGACUCGGUGGCCCUGCACCUGUGUCCUCUAGCGGAGCUUCAUCGUGGGCCUCUCGUCCAGCUGUCAGUGCUCCCCCAUCAUCCUCCAACGCAUUCCCGUCUCUUCCCUCGGCUGGUAACUCCUCAUCCUCUGCCUCUCGCUCCAACUGGACGACCCCCACUCCUUCGUCCUCACAAUCCACAACCCUCAACCGUCCCCGUCCUGCUCCUCGUCCUACUGGCGAGGAUGCUUUCCCAGCUCUUCCCACAGCGCCAAAGCCUACCACUACAAUCUUUGGUUAUGGAAACGGCCGGGCCGUGCGUCGCGACUAUGGAAGUCGUGAAACGGGUUUCCAAUGGGGUGGCAGCGGCUCAAAUACACCAGCUGGUGAAGAGCCGGCCGAGGAUGGCGAGGCUGGUGGCAAGAAAAAGGGCGGUAAGAAGGGCAAGAAGGUACUUGUGCAAUGGGGCUAA
Molecule: messenger RNA, 2286 nt
Organism: Fusarium tjaetaba
Lineage: Eukaryota; Fungi; Ascomycota; Sordariomycetes; Hypocreales; Nectriaceae
Product: e3 ubiquitin ligase
Exons: 3
Coding region: 1-2286 (761 amino acids)
Biological process (GO): rescue of stalled cytosolic ribosome; protein ubiquitination
Molecular function (GO): ubiquitin protein ligase activity; ribosome binding
Source: RefSeq, a predicted model, not a curated record